AUGAAGAAAUCCUUGUUUUUCAAGAACAACUAUAGAAUGCUGAGUACUAUCGUGGGCAAUUCUGCUGGGAAAUUCCUGAAAUCCAAUCCAUCGGCAAUCACGAUCGAUUCCACCUGGUAUUUCCCCAAUGAUCCUAGAGAUGCAUUUGCAGAGUUCACAAAACAUCGCCUCACCAAUAAGACUGUUUUCUUCGAUAUCGACGACAUCAGCGACCACUCAAGCCCAUUUCCCCACAUGCUUCCGUCGAAAUCGCAGUUUGAGUCCCAGGUCAGCAAAUUGGGCAUCCGAAAUGAUUCUCCGUUAUUGAUUUACGAUAGGAGUGACGUCUAUAGCUCGUGCAGAGCUUCGUGGAUGUUUGAGAUUUUUGGCCACAAUUUGGAAAAAAUCUACUUGCUUGACACUUUUGCCCAAUCAGACGUCUCCACAGAUCAACCAAUUGAUUCUGCAUCCCAAUUACCAGAAUCAGAAUACAAGGCUACGUUUGAUAAAUCCAAAGUAGUUUUAUUUGAGGAGCUGAAGGAGCUUGUUUUGUCAGACAAGAUAGGAAAAGACUACAACGUUGUCGAUGCAAGAUCUGGUCCAAGGUUCAAAGGCGAAGCUCCAGAAAUCCGACCAGGCUUAUCAUCGGGACACAUCAAAAAUGCAAUCAAUAUUCCUUUUACCGAUUUUCUGACCUCUGAUAAGAAAUUUAAAUCCGCCAGCGAAAUUUUGGAACGCGCUACGGCCGCAGGGCUUGACCAGUCGAAACCUAUUAUUGUUAUGUGCGGCUCCGGAGAUGGCCGUUUACGAUGGUUCCUGGACCGAAUGGGCCACUAG
This is a messenger RNA of Ogataea polymorpha, 816 nucleotides long. RefSeq lists its product as uncharacterized. NCBI's taxonomy places the organism in Eukaryota, Fungi, Ascomycota, Pichiomycetes, Pichiales, Pichiaceae. Bases 1 to 816 code for a protein of 271 amino acids. Gene Ontology annotation, molecular function: thiosulfate-cyanide sulfurtransferase activity. Gene Ontology annotation, cellular component: mitochondrion. The transcript is spliced from 2 exons. Gene Ontology annotation, biological process: transsulfuration. The record is from RefSeq and is a predicted model, not a curated record.